Enterobius vermicularis (human pinworm) is the source of this 6261-nucleotide messenger RNA. NCBI's taxonomy places the organism in Eukaryota, Metazoa, Nematoda, Chromadorea, Rhabditida, Oxyuridae. The record is from the annotation of a GenBank genome assembly.
AUGGACGAGCCGUCGUCCAAGAAGCCGAAGUUGUCUUCGUCUCCAGAUUUUGAUACCGACGAAGCACUGAAUGAGCUGGAAAGGUUGGGGCCACUGCCGUCUAGUGCGCAGUCUUCUGUAAACGGUGGUAGUAUGGAUCCUUUGUCACAGCAGCCUCCAAGUGUACAUGCUCUGACAAAUGGUGGUCCAUCAUCUGUUGGUCCCGGCGGACCAGGAAGUCAGCAGUCUGGUCACUCAUAUGGAGGACCGGCUUCACAGCAGUCAUCAAUGACAUCCGCACAAGCACAUAGUGUUGUUCCUCAGCAGCAAAGUAGUUCACAGCCUAGUGUCCUACAAGAGUUAUUACUUACUUCGUCAAACCCCAAUAAUCAAGCACUAAAUAGUCCUCGACCUCCUUAUUCAAGUCAAUAUCAGACGAGAAGCCCCAUGACAAGUGGUGCCAAUAUAGUUGGUCCUGGUUCUGCACCACCAAAUUCCGUGGUAGCUGGUGGGCAAAUGGGUCCACGUGGUAUGAGACAUGGAGCACCCCCACAGAUGUUUUCAUCACACGUAGAUAUGCAACCAAACAACGCUGGGCCCAUGGUGCAUCCUAAUCAGUCGUCUUACGUUCAGUCACAGAUGAUGGUAUCUCAUAGUGGUCAGCAGCAAAUGCCAAUGAGUUAUGUAUAUCAGCCGUCAGGUCCACCAAGGCCAAUGUAUGCUGGAAAUGUCAGAGGGACAGCUACACAGUCAGGUAUGGGGAGAGGUGGCGGCGCAAUGGUUAUGAAUGGAACAGCUCAGCAUCCGCGAAUGCGCGGUGCUCAUCCAGGUGUUAUGAUGCAACAAAGUAAUAAUGGACAGAUGAUGAGGAAUAUGAUUGUACAGCCGGCUAAUCAAUAUGAGCAGGCGCCGUAUGGAAUGACUACAGCUGGAAGUACUCCUAUGCAACGGGCUCCUACCGACCCAUAUGGGAUGCAGCCUUCACAGCCAAGUCAAGGAGCAAUGCAUUCUCCUAGUUACCCGCAGCUUCCUGGUAUGGUUUCGCGUGGUCAGCCCAUGUCAUAUGCAAAUUCUGCUAACCCAACGAUGCAGCAGCCUAACACGAUGAUGCCACAAAUGAUGGAACAUGGUAUGAUACCGUCACAGCAGCAAUCGGUCCAACCGGGAGCUUCAGGACACACGGCAGUUAUGCAGUCUAUGGGAUCAGUCCCUGCAAAUCAGGUAAAUAAACCGGGGAUGAUGCCCGGUGUGUCGUCGCAGAUACCUGUCUCGUCAGCGCCUACAGGGCAAAUUCAGCAACAGUUCCCCUCCACUUCUGCCGGACAGCGCGAUGGUGGUACUUUGAAUGCAUCUUUAACGAACAGCUCGCAGAGUGGACAGGAUCCUGAAAAACGAAAAUUAAUUCAGCAGCAGCUUGUACUUCUGAUUCAUGCUCAUAAGUGUCAGCAACGGGAACGGGACGGAGAUAUGGCAAAUGGUCGUGUUUGUACAUUGCCGCAUUGCUCUACAAUGAAGGAAGUCUUACAUCAUAUGACCUCUUGUACUAGCGGUCGGGCCUGCACGUUUCCACACUGUGCUUCAUCUCGACAAAUCAUUUCACACUGGAAGAAUUGUGUUCGUGAAGACUGUCCUGUGUGUAAGCCUCUGAAGUCUGUGCAGAAUACAUCUCCUGGAGGCGACCGAAGGGCGGCUGUUGUUGGUGAUGGUUUCAACACCACGAAUGGGCCUGCACCUCAGCCAAUGCAAUGUGGGCCAGGUAGUGUUGGCAAUAUGGAUGCAAAUUCGCAGUCCUCACGAAAUCCGAACAUGCCUGGUGGUCCAGGUUCAGUUGGCGGCUUCAGCUCACCUGGUGCAACAGCAAACAAUCUUUUAAUCGACUAUAACCCGACGGGUGAUCCGUUUCGUUCACCUAAUCCGCCGAACAAAGCUCUUCCAGCGACUGGUAAGGGAGCGGGUUUAAAUGUGAUUGGCGGUGACACUUUAGGUCCACUGCCGCAACCUGAUGCUCCUUCAGUGACCAAAGAAUGGCAUCGGGAUGUAACAACAGAUCUUCGCAUGCACUUAGUUCAUAAACUAGUCAAAGCUAUUUUUCCGUCACCAGAUCCCGCUGCCAUGCAUGAUCAGAGAAUAAAGGAUCUCAUUUCUUAUGCUAGAAAAGUCGAAAAAGAAAUGUUCGAGCAUGCCGAUGAUAGGGACGAAUAUUAUCAUUUGUUAGCGGAAAAAAUUUACAAGAUACAGAAGGAGUUGCAAGAGAAGAAACUCAGAAGGAUGCAUGAACAGAACAGCAGAGCAGGAGGUGGUGCUUCUACCUCUAAUGCACAGCCAGACGCGGUGGAUAAUAGUGAUAUGGCCACCAACAGGGCAAGUACGUUCCAAGCUGCUACUGCUACGUCCUCUGCCGCUCAAAUGAAUGCUCCGUUUUCUGCGACUCAUAGUUCAACAACUGGACAGAUGCCAAAUGCUGUUGUAAAGACGGAAGCAGUAGAGAGCGUUCCAAAUGGAGUCAUGUCUUCAAGGUCCUUUGAGGAAAGUGCCGGCUGUUCCUCAAAACCAGGAACGUCUGCGGCUGCGGACAGCGGGAAACCGCUGAGAACUGAUUCAAGCAGUUCGGCUACCAUUUCAGCAAAGAAUAUUAAAGUUGAGCCAAAAGAUGAAGCUGCAGAAGAGAAGAAAGACGUACCUGAGAAGAUAUUUGAUGCUAACGAGUUAAGGAAUCAUUUGAAACCUGUUUUGGAAAGAAUGAUUGAAUUGGAUGAAUCCAUACCAUUCAGGAUGCCUGUAGACCCCGUCAGUUUAGGGAUUCCGGACUAUUUCGAUAUUGUGAAAAAGCCAAUGGACCUCUCUACUAUAGGCAAAAAGCUUGACAGUGGUGCUUAUAAGAAUCCAAGACAGUUCUGUGAUGACAUGUGGUUGAUGUUUGAUAAUGCUUGGUUGUAUAACAAAAAAAGUUCGAAGGUUUACAAAUAUUGUACAAAGUUGAGCGAGACAUUUGUUGAUUUGAUCAAUCCUGUAAUGCGAAAUAUGGGGUAUUGUUGCGGUGAAAGGUUGGCGUUUACUCCCUUGGCACUAUUUUGUUACGGACAGUCUAUGUGCACCAUUGCUCGCGAUCAGGCUUAUUAUGUAUAUGAAGCAACUUCCACUCAGUAUGGUGUAACUGUGUCAGAUCGUUAUACGUACUGUGUAAAAUGCUAUGGUGCGCUCCCUGAAGCUGGCAUUAGUCUUAGUGAGAAUCCAAACGAUACAUCGAACAUGGUUCCGAAGUCGAAAUUUGUACUUAUGAAGAAUGACCAGAUUGACGAGGAGCCUUUUGAACAGUGCAAAGAAUGUCACAGAAGUUGGCACCGCAUUUGCGCUCUUUAUAACAGAAAGGUAGGAGAUAAGGUGUUCCCAGAAGGAUUCAUCUGUGAGCAUUGUCGUGAGGAGAAAGCUUUAGCAAAACCUGAAAAUCGAUUCACGGCGAAAAAGCUUCCGCACUGUAAACUUUCUCAGUUUAUUGAAGAUCGCGUCAACAAGUUUUUGAAAUCAAAUCCAGUCGGCAAAGAAUGCGAAGUGGUUAUUCGUGUUCUUUGCGCUACGGAUAAAGAAGUUGAAGUUAAACCGUUGAUGAAGCAAAAGUAUGGACCUGUUGGCUUUGCUGACAAGUUUCCGUACCGAACGAAAGCUAUCUUUGCAUUCGAAGUGAUAGACGGUACGGAAGUUUGUUUUUUUGGUCUUCAUGUACAAGAGUAUGGGAGUAAUUGUCCACCGCCAAAUCAAAGGCGCGUAUAUAUUGCAUAUCUUGACUCGGUGCAUUUCUUCCAACCAAGACAGCUGCGAACAGAUGUUUAUCAUGAAAUUUUACUCGGUUAUCUUCAUUACGCCAAUCAGUUAGGCUACACGAUGGCACAUAUUUGGGCUUGUCCGCCAUCUGAAGGCGAUGAUUACAUAUUUCACUGCCACCCACCUGAACAGAAAAUUCCUAAGCCUAAAAGAUUGCAAGAUUGGUAUAAAAAGAUGUUGGACAAGGGCGUUAACGAACACACUGUAUUUGAUUAUAAAGACAUUUAUAAACAGGCUAGGGACGACAACUUCAGUACACCUAUGUCACUUCCAUACUUUGAGGGGGACUUCUGGCCUAAUGUUAUAGAAGAUUGUAUUAGAGAAGUCCAGAAUGAAGAAAUGGAGCGUAAACGUCAAGAAGAAGCCGCUCAACAAAAUGCAGAUGAUGAUGAUGAGGACGAUGUAUUUCAUUCAGGUGACAACCCGAAGAGUAAGAAGAAUUGUAAGAAAAAGAAUAACCUCAAGAAAGGGAACAUGAAGAACAAAAAGAAGGUGGGAGCUGCCACAGGGAAUGAAGUUACAGAUAAACUGUAUAACAAUUUUGAGAAGCAUAAAGAAGUUUUCUUCACAAUUCAGUUGAUGUCGCCUCAGCAACAGUUGACAGCGCAAAACAAAGAAAUUAAUGACCCUGAUCCUCUGAUGCCAAGUGAACUAAUGGAUGGAAGGGAUACAUUUCUAACUCGUGCGAGAGAUGAACACUGGGAGUUCUCAUCUCUUCGUCGAGCGAAGUACUCAACAAUUUGCUUCUGUCAUGCUUUACACAACCAGGAGAAGGGUGAAGGAUUGUCAUACACGUGUAAUAACUGUCAGGGUUCUGCUGUUUGGCACUGUGCUACUUGCGACGAUUUCGAUCUUUGCAACAAGUGUCAUGAAACGCUUCCUCAUCAGCACAAACUGGAGAAGGUUUUGGUUGAGGUUGGUGGUGAAGAUAAGCAAGAUUCUGGAAGCUCAAGGAACGAAAGCAUUCAGCGUUGCAUCCAGUCACUGGUUCACGCUUGCCAAUGCCGAGAUGCGAACUGUCGUCGCGGCCCAUGUCACAAGAUGAAAAGAGUUGUGCAACACACGAAAGUUUGCAAAAAACGUCAAAAUGCAAACUGUCCUGUAUGCAAGCAACUUAUUGCUCUUUGUUGCUACCAUGCUAAACAUUGCAAUGGACAAGCUUGCCAGGUUCCAUUCUGCGUCAAUAUUCGGCAAAAAUUGCAAGAACAAAGGCGUUCUCAAAAUCGUCGCGCUGAUAUGAUGAUGAGAAGACGUAUGGAUAUGCUUUCAGCUGGUGGCAGUGGGGCUUCAGGUUCUUCACAAGGAAAUCACCCGAAUGGUCCAAAUGGGGGCAUGGUAAUACCACAGCCAACAACAAGUCAGCACGGCGGAAUGCAAAUGCCUGGAUAUCAGAGUCAAAAUCAACAGUACGGAACAGCUCAGCCGAUGCACAUGGGACAGUCAAUGGGGAUGAUGACUGGGAAACCGACACAUAUGGGUCAGAUGCAGCAAAUGCAUUCUCAACAACAGUAUCAGUCACACGGAAAGGGUGGCGGAAUUUCAACGCCUAUUCAUAUGAUGGGGCAACAGCAGCCAAUGGCUCAGAUGCAGCAGCAGAAUGUCCGAAUGAACAUGCAUCCUCAGACGUCAAUGCAACAGAGGUCGCAAAUGGGUGCACACAGCCAACAGACGAUGAAUCCUCCUCCGUACGUGCGAAAUGGUUCACAACAAGGUGGUUAUGCAAUGUCUAAUCCAGCUUCUUCAAAUCCUUACGGUGCACCAGGAGGUCACAUGAUGAUGAAUCAAAAUCCAAUGCAGCAAAAUCCUCAACCACAGCGAAUGAUACACUCGCAACUUCGAGCAAAAGUUUAUUCGGGGGCUCCAGAUAACAUGCGUCCUUCCGACUCGCAAAUGCAACAGAUAAUUCAAAGCUUAAAGAACGCACGUACGAUGGAGGAACGAGAAAAAAUAUUCAGUGAUUUGAAGAAAAUGCCGCAUUUGUUUGCUGCAUUCUUGAAGAUGAAGGGGAAUCCUUCAGAGCUGCAAGGUGGGCAAGGAACCCAACAACAAGUAACUCCUAUGCAACAACAAGGCAUGAUGAGACAGCAACAGCAGAUGGUUAACCAAGGAGGGCAGUGGCCACAGGGAGGAAUGAGUGCUCAGCAGCAGUUUUACCAGCAGCAGCCAGGAAACAGUGCACAAGGACAGCAGCAGCCUCGUGGACCGGGUGGUCAGUAUGCACCAAUGGUGUCGCAACCGCAGGUUGGAGGUGGUCCAGGAAAUCAGUCACAGCAGUGGCAUCAGUAUUCUAGAAACGCACAGUCAGUUAGUCCAGCUAUGCAACAGCAGUUUAAUCAGGUGCGUUCUCCUCCCUUAGGCAGACCGUCAUCGGUAGGCGGUGUUUCAGCUUCACAAAUGGUGCAGUCUGCUGGAACACCGCAAAUGCCACAAAAUGUUAAUCAGGACCAGCAGCCAUAUAGAUAG